AAGGAAAGGCUAAAAAACGAACAGAAAUAAUCACCAUGAGUUCGAAACAAGAAACUCAAAGGAGAGCGAUGGUUGCUAAGAUACCGAGGGAAGAUCUGGAGGACCAACAUCUUCGCAUCCAGGAUGAAAAUGAGAUUUUGAAGACUCAUGCAAGAAAGCAAGAAGAAAAGAUCAAAAAAAUGGCAACUAAGUUGAUAAGACUUGUCAAUGAUCGGAAAAAACAAGUUCAAAAAGCAAGUCAAGGGCAACGCUCAGUGAAAGAUGUGGAACUUGAAGAAACGAUUGAAAACCAACAAGACGCUAUCAGGAAACUUAACAAAGAUAAUGAAAUGCUCAAGCAAAAACUUAUGGUGGCAUCCCAGCAAAUACAGUCACAAGGGAAAAGGCACACACCAUAUAAUCACGUGAAUUCCCGUGUUAACACAGGGGUAUCUCGUAAACCAAAUGGAACUCCAGACAAACGUGCACGUAGUGCUGCGAGCACUCGAAGUACAUCUCCACACCAGGCAAGAUAUGGACACAGUUUACUGGAAGAGGCAAGAGGAGUUAACCAACAGUUGGAGCAUCAGAUCCUCGCUCUCCAGGAACAAGUUGUGAUUAUGGAGAGAGAAAACCAACAUCUUAAACAGGAGAUCACCUCACUGAACACCUCACAUGAAGAAGACAUCCUUAAACUUCGUGAGAUGAUGAACAGUACACAGAAAAAGACGCUCGGUGAAAAUGUGGAGUUGAUUAAAGUCCAUCGUGCUAUGAAGGACAAAUCAAAUGAUUUAACUUCACUGGAAGCAAGGUAUCAUGAGUUGCAGCAAAAUUGUCACCAAAUGCGACAAAGUUAUGAGAAAGUUCUCCAGGAAAUGGAACGACUUAAAAGCCAACUUUUGGAAGAACAAAAUAGCUCUAUAUCAUUACAGAAUCAGUUAAAACACGGCAGUAGUCACCAACGUACAAUAACUCACCUGCAAGAGCAAAUUAGGGAACUUACCAAUGAAGUCAAUAUUUUGAAAGAAGCUAAUGAUAAACUAACACACAGUGCGUUUGGUUCUGACAAGGAGCAACAAUGGAGGCAACUUGAGCGCAAACUGCGUGUUCAAAUUGCUCAGUUGGAAGCUGCAAUUAAAUCGGACGUGGCUGACAAAAAUAAUGUGUUGGAGAAAAUGGCAAAUGAACAAGGAUUUGCGAGUCGGCUCCACAAUGAAAGUCGGAAGAUCCACGAAGAAGCAACGAGGUUGAGGAGGGAGAAUGAGGAGUUAAGGGAGAGAGUAAGACUUUAUACUGCUUCUGAUGAUUCAGUGGAUAUCGUUGAGUUGCGAGAAGCUUUGGCAAUUGUUCGACAAAAACGGCACACAGCGGCUCAAAAACAACGACCAGAUUUCCUUGAAAAUGUUGAUGAUGAUAAUAAAGACCCUGAGAUGGAACUUGGUGAACUACAAGCUCAAUAUAAUGAGACCAUCCAUGAAUUGGAUAAAACAAGGGAGAUGCUGUUGAUGCAACAUAAGAUUAACAAGGAUUAUCAGCUUGAGGUUGAAAGUGUGUCUAACCAGAUGGAAUCAAUGAAGCGUGAAUACGAGACCAAACUCGAUCGUUUUGCUCGACUUCUGGAUGCAAGGGCAGCCAGGAUAAAGAAACUUGAAAGUCAAUUACAUGAUGUUGCAUACGGAACCAAACAGUUUAAAUUCCAGCCUGAGAAAGAUGAUAUUGAAGUUGGUGAAGAAUUAGAUGAAACCAUUCAACUCGAACGUGGAGAGAAUUUAUUUGAGAUCAACAUAACCAAAGCAACACUAAGCAAAGAGGCAUUGAUUGUACUUGAUGAUAGAGAUCCUUCUAUGUUCGUUACGUUCGCUUUCUAUGAUUAUGAACUUGUCAGCACACCAAUACUUAAAAGUGCAAGUCCCCAGUUUGAUUUCACUGCACAAUACACUGUAAAAGUUGACGACACUUUCCUACAUCAUCUACAAAAGGAUCGAAUGUUACUUGAGCUUCACCAUGCAAUGGGAGUUGAUCAUAAAACUGUGGCAACUUGUAAAGUAAGGUUCCAUGACCUCUUAGACAAGCCACAAGGGAAACUCCACGGCUCUGUAGCUCUUACAGGAUUGAAUGGGGGAAGUUAUGGAACUUUGGAUUUCUGGAUAAGAUUAAGAGUUCCGAUGGACCAAGCUAUCCGUUUGUACAGGGAGCGAACGAAAGCUCUGGGAUAUUUAUCGGCAAACUCAGCAGUGACGAAGAAGAGCUUGGAAGAUCUUGAUGAAGAGAUGAAGAUCGUGGAUGACAACAUCAAUCAACUCCUCAUACAAAUCAUCUCAUGUAAUCAUGUCCUCUCGAGAAGAGAUGGCAUACAACCGAACAUAUAUUGUGUGUACAAGUUCUUUGACUUUGCCGACCACGACACAUCCAUCAUACCUUGUACUAACAAUCCUCACUUUGAUGAUAGACAAGCUUACCCCGUGCAGAUGAAUAUGGAUAUUGAUGCUUAUCUUAAAUCAGAGAAACUCACAAUAUAUGUGUUUGAUGACACCGACCCCGAAAUCUCAUCUUACCUCGGUAAAGCAGUUGUUGACUUGAUACCACUCGCUCAUGGGAAGGUUAUUAAAGCUCCAUUCCAACUAACCAGGAGCGAUGGGAGCGAGAAUGGAACACUCGAGGUUUCCCUCCGGUGGCAACUUGCAUACAAAUCCCCAUCAGUGAUCGUGAAGUCCGAAACAUCACCAGAAGAUGAAGAGGAGAUCCAGGAAGCUCAGAAACUUGUCGCUAAACCUCCGGUUACUCCUAAGAAGAGAUUGCAAAGUGCGAAACCAUUGCGUGGCAUUCUACCACAAACCACUUCAACACCAAAACCUUUGAAAGCAGCAAACAGAAACAACAGUUCUCUACCACCAGUGGUGAAAAAAGUUUCAAUUGUUGAACCUGAGAAGGAAAAACCUGUUCCAUUGUCCAGAUCCAUGCGAGGUAAAAUAGAAGAAGAAAAGGAGGAAGAAGGAAAAACAUCCGAUGAGGAUCAGAUUGAAGAGAUCAUGGAAGAAGUGGAGGAAAUUGUUGGUGAAGAAGUUGCACCUCCUGCAUCCCCAUCUCAUCUCGUCAAAGAUGAAACUGAUGAAGUUGAAGAUGAAAUCUUGGACGACCCAGAUGACGAUUCCAUGGAUUCAAACAUCCCAACUAAAGAUGACAGCAUCACGUUUGUCAAAGAAGUUGUGGAGGAUGAAAAUGAAGAGGAAGAGCAAAAAGAUGAAGUGGAGGAACAACUUCCAUCUGUUAAGGAAGAUUCUGAAGAUGAGAUUGAUGAAGACAUCAUGUCCAUUCCUGAUGCUACAGAGGAUCCUCCCGCAUCAGAUGAAGGAGUGGAUAUGGAUGAUACUGAGAGCAAUAAAGAGGAUGAAGAGGAGCAAAGUCCUCUUGAUGAAACGGAAGAUGUUGAAGAAAUAACGACGAUUCCUACGACAGAUGGUGCUCAGAACUGUGAUACAAUUCGCAUAUCGGUUAACCAUUUAACAUUGGACAACGACACAAGUAUUUGGGGAGAUACAAGCGUGGAGCAGUUAUUUGUUGAAUACGAGUUUCUUGGUGAAGUUGAAGAAACUCCAAACGCUGUCAAGAAACCAACAACGAAAGAUUCAAAAUUAUUUUACAAAUUUGCGAAAGAAACAAAAGUUGACAAAGCCAGUCAUUCCACCCAGAGAGAAACUCUCACUAACAUGUUACAAUCUGGACAAACCACUUUCAGAUUGACAGUUGUUUCGGAACCUGUGAAUGAUAAUGGAGAGGAAUGCGAAGAGAUAGGUUCUGCAUCCGUUGACCUUGCUUCUAUACUUCAAAAUGGCCGUGACAUCAUCAAUGGUGAUGUCACUGUCCAUGAUUUAAGAAACAAAGAUGAAACUGUUGGGAUGUUGAAUUUAGAUGUGGAGGCCUUGGCUGUGUUGCGUGUUAUUAAAAACGAACUGAAAGAACGAGCAAAAAUGCACGACCACUGAUUGGUUGCAUUGCAUUUGUGCCUCAUCAUGUAUUAUAGAUUUGCGUCCCGAGUAUUUUAGCUUCAUUUAUUCAUAUACUUGAUUGAAAGGUGCUUUAUCAUUUAUGUAAAAACAGUAUUUGUUCGUUUUUUUUAGGUUUUGUAGAAAUAUUUAAGUAUAUUGAAAUAUAUAUUUUGUACUGAAAAAAA
Messenger RNA from Ciona intestinalis (vase tunicate), 4150 nucleotides. Lineage: Eukaryota; Metazoa; Chordata; Ascidiacea; Phlebobranchia; Cionidae. The record is from RefSeq and is a predicted model, not a curated record.